Messenger RNA from Ascoidea rubescens DSM 1968, 1230 nucleotides. RefSeq lists its product as uncharacterized. The coding region runs from base 1 to 1230 and encodes 409 amino acids. The transcript has a single exon. Lineage: Eukaryota; Fungi; Ascomycota; Saccharomycetes; Ascoideales; Ascoideaceae. The record is from RefSeq and is a predicted model, not a curated record.
AUGCUCCAUUCAUGCCUGCCCUUUGAUGAUUUUUUUCUCUCUCUUUCAAUAACGUUAUUAACUUUAUCUCUCUCUCUAUUCACUCCUUUUGCUUCUGCUUACACCUAUGAAGAUCUAGGCUGCUACUCCUCUCUACCUGAUGGCUACGUAUCUAAAGGCACCUACACUUUUCAGACUUCUGGUUAUUGUCAGGGCCAAUGUCUGGACUAUCCGUUCUUUGCUUUAACGAAUGGAAACAAAUGUCUUUGUGGUGAUGAAGCUCCAUCUGGUGAUGCUGAUGGCACCUGUACCAGUUCCUGUACAGGUUAUGGCACCUUAACUUGUGGUGGUAAAACUUCCUAUGAAAUCUUUGGCGACCUAUCCGCCGUUGAUUCUUCUGAUACCUCCACCAUAACAUCAACAACUUCAAGAUCCACAACAACUACCUCUAAAUCAACAGAAACAACCACAAAGGAGGAAGACACCUCUGAUGAUGAUGAUGAUGACUCCAACUCAAGCACGAAAACUCAAGAUGAUCCUCUGAUUACCGAAUCCCAGUCAACUUUUGUCUAUUUAACCACCCAGCUAACCACCGCUGGUGGAACUCAAGUAGUCUAUGUCACAUACUCAAAAACCGCUGUCACAACUUCGGUUGUCACAACUGUUUCUGACGACGAUGACAGCAGCAAUUCAAAAUCAAAACUAAUAGCUCCAAUAGUUGGUGGCAUUUGUGGUGGUGUGGUGGCUCUUGCUGCUCUACUAUGCGCCAUUUAUUUCAUUAGAAGACAAAGACAAAAAGACAGAGACUUGUUGGAUGCUGAUGCUAAUAUCAUUGCAACAAUGAAAAGAAAUGAAAAUAACCGCCUAGGAACUGAUGAUGACGAUGGAAUGAUCAUGCCCCCUCCUUCAAACUACGGUAAUGCAAACAACAAUAGUCUAAAUAACAGCAUCAUCGACAGAACUCUCGACAACAAUGUCCACACAAAUAACAAUUCAACUGCCCUUAAUUCCCUUGAUAGUUUCAACACUACAAACAAUCCUAUCAAUAACAAUGAAAAUAUCAGCAACAUUAAUACCAAUGAUAGUCAUCUAGCAAAUCCCUUCUUAGACCCAAGAUCAAACUCAGGUUUUGUUGGAAAUCCAAAUAAUCUAUCCGCUGAUGAUCGUAGUAGUAGGGUAUCAAUAGGAAGUCUUCCCCCUGAUGACUAUACAAGACCAAGAUUAAAAGUUGCAAAUCCUGAUAAUUUAUAA